GUCCAAAUGCAGCCCAUCGUGAGUGAUUCUCAUCUCCCGAUUAUCACAAUAGCUUCGGGAACAAGUGUGUCCCCGUCACAAUGGCGAAGAUCGAUGAUAGAACUUCAGUCCUGCACCAAGCCAUCUGGUAUCUGGUAACCCUGUAUUGGAUGGUAAUGAUGGCUCAUCCAUUCUUCGUGUGGUUCCUCUGGAAGUAUUGGUUGCUUCGACCGCUUAUCAUUUGGUACGCCCCCUUGACGUUCUUCGUUGCAUCCUGGUUGAUCUGCUUCGCGGUUGCCCGCGUGUAUAUCUUCAUUAGCAGAGCGACGAUCGGCGCUUCGCUUGACGGAGCAUACAUGAAGCUGCAAUUGCUCAUCGCUUACUAUUCCAUCAAACUAUUACACGGCAUAGAAGUUCAUGGAGCCGAGAACUUGCCGGAGGACGGCGGCCUCAUAAUUGCCCCCCACGCUCCCUGCUUGCCCAUCGACAUGCUCUUCUUCCUCAGCUACAGCAAUCUGAAACUGGGACGCUCCGUGGGCGGUUGCGUCGACUUUACUUGGCAUAAAAACAAUUUCAGUGGACCGACGCUCGAGCUGUACGGUUUCAGUAGCGAGCCCAAGACGUUGAUAGAUGGUUUGAAACAAAAUCGAUUGAGGAUGGUCUUGCCUGGAGGUGCCUACGAAGCCAUGUUCAGCAGAAACUACGAGCUGGAAUGGCGGGCUCGCCUCGGAUUUGCGAGAGUGGCUAAAGAGACAGGGAAACCAGUAAUCCCGUCGUUCACGACGAACCUCCAACAUUCGAUGCCUUUAUUCGACUUUCCCAUAUCAGGUUUCAUGAGGCGAUGGUACGCUGUUUCGAAACGACCCUUGAUGGUACCCAAAAUCUACCUUCCGGUGAAAAUGUGUAUGCAUUUCGGCGAGCCUCUUUAUUGCGGACGGGAUGAAGAGCCGGAGGAAUUCGCUCUGAGGUGCAAGAAAGCGGUGGAAGACCUGCGAGACAGGCUCCAGCCGCCUCAGCGUUCGCUUCUCGCUGCUCUGAUGCAAAGACUGAUAUAGCCAGGAGAUGCGCGACUGCAAGUCCGGGCCGCAGCGAUUGAUCGUGAACUCGGAAGCGAAUCUCCGCCCAGUGACGCCGGGAACGGCCCGCGGCUCUUCCACUUCGAGUCCUGCGCACUUGGUUCGUGAAGU
This is a messenger RNA of Galendromus occidentalis (western predatory mite), 1166 nucleotides long. Its product is annotated as transmembrane protein 68. Gene Ontology annotation, cellular component: membrane. Bases 81 to 1034 code for a protein of 317 amino acids. Lineage: Eukaryota; Metazoa; Arthropoda; Arachnida; Mesostigmata; Phytoseiidae. The transcript has 8 exons. The record is from RefSeq and is a predicted model, not a curated record.